Molecule: messenger RNA, 3780 nt
Organism: Drosophila ananassae
Lineage: Eukaryota; Metazoa; Arthropoda; Insecta; Diptera; Drosophilidae
Gene: mmm
Product: dynein axonemal intermediate chain 3
Exons: 5
Coding region: 337-3732 (1131 amino acids)
Biological process (GO): inner dynein arm assembly; cilium movement involved in cell motility
Cellular component (GO): inner dynein arm
Molecular function (GO): dynein light chain binding; dynein heavy chain binding
Source: RefSeq, a predicted model, not a curated record
CAGCAUCUUUGGCCAAAGAAACAAGACAACAAGGCAAUCACCCACUCAAAAAUUGUUGAGGAAAAAUUGCCAGGCCAUGUAAAUGAGUGAAAAUGCUUCGACUUAAUUCUGUUUAUGUGCGUCCGCGUUGCCAGGACGAUCUUCGAGAGAAACUCGACUGACAAGCUCGACUGAUUCGGUGCGCAUGCCCCGGAUUGUCAUGACAGAGUUUGUUCCCCGUAGCUGUCAGUGGGGAAAUAAACAAAUAAACAAACGAAUCGGACGGAACCGCCAGGCGAAUUCCCGGCACAAAUAGACCAAGUUAACCUGGAACCGGAAUAAAAAACGAAAUCCAACAUGUCGGUGGAAGAAGGUGCGCCCUCGAUGGCCAGGUUGGACAGUGAGACCGGGACUCCACCCGAGGUUGAUCCCAUGGAUGCUCUGGCCGCUGCCCCACUCUCAACCAGGAAGCACAAGACCUAUCUGAAGAAGUUUAAGGAGCCCGAUUCCGACGAGGAGAUUGGUGACUUGCGAAAUCUGUACAAUAUUCAGGAGUCCUGGCGAACUCUCAUGAACUUGCCCAGCUGCCAGAAAAUCAUGGUUUCAGAGAGGGCCCAAAAAAUCCUGAAGAUUGAGGUGGGCAUCAAUGUCACUCAGGAGUUCCCCUGGAAGCAGGUCCAGUUCAAAGAUCUGCGGGAUGUCCUGUUCGAUGAGCUUGAGAACGUGGCGGAACUGGUCAAGAAGUUCAAACACUUUAAUCCAGAGCACUAUGUUCUCCUUGGCUUCUGCCCCAUCUUGACCGAGUCUGACGACGAUCCCCCCGAGGGCGAUCCGUUCAUCUGCUACACGAGCAUCAAAGAGUCCAAGCUGGCCAUGGGCAUCAUCCAGAACAUGGAGCACUUUGAUCGGUGGAGGAUGCAGCGACGCUUGCGCAAGAAGCCCCGUCGGUGGGUGAGUCAGGGUACCGAGGACGAGAUGACCAUCUUGGUGGAGCACUUCAGGGACGACCCAAUCGAUGUGGAGAUCCAGAGUGUGUACCCCAUUCAGGAACCGCGCCACGUGGCGUUCACACACCGAAUGACCCGGGAUGUGAGGGAUGGCAUAAUCGAGCUCCUGCCCAACGAGAACGUCAAGUGGGAUAAUGUUACAAAGAAAAGGAUCAACGUCGCCAUCCAGUCGGCUCCAGCCGUGGUGGAACGGGAACAGCAAACUAAUCCCACAUUUCCUUCCAACGCCUGGUCCCAAUAUCUGUACGAGAUUGAUGAUGAUGAUCUGGAGUUGGACGAAUCCGUGGUGGACGAGGAGGAGGAAAAAAAGAGAAGCCAAAAGAAUUAUGUGCCCGCCGAGAAGCCACCGCCAGAAAUGUCCGCCCAAAUUCAAUUGUUGCUCAACACUCUGGACUUCAAUCAGAUUGAUUGUUAUAGGGAUGAUUACACCAUGAUUUCAAGACGCCAGGUGGUUCAGUACACUAAUCCUUACCUUCAGGAGUUCCUAUGUUUCGCCAACAUCUCCAAGAGCAACAAGCGCUUUGUGGCAGGCCAGGACUGGUAUCCGAAGCUCUCCGGGUUGAUUGCAGUUUCCUAUGCGUUUAGUACUCCAGCCUCGGUGAAUGAGGCUUCCAACAGAGUGGACUACGUGCAGCGGGCCGUUCUGGAGCCAAAUCCUGUGCUGCUGUGGAGCUUCUCCGACAAUCUGGACUACAAACUGGAGUUUGAGGCUCCGAUCGAGACGACGCAACUGGCCUUUUGCCCCUCAAACGGCGACAUCCUGAUUGGCGGUUGCAAAAACGGUCAGAUUGUAAUCUGGGAUCUGCAGGGGCGUUGCGAGAAGCUGGAAGAGGAGGAGUACUUGACUGCAGCCCAGUCCAAGUAUCGGAUUAUGAUUGGCGAGUACCUCAACUGGACCAUCGACAUUGAGGACAAUCUGAUUCCCCCGGCCACCAUUUCCCCUCUGGACUUAUCGCCGAAGGGUCAGAUCACCGGCUUCUAUUGGCUGGGCCGUUCCAUGUACAUCAAUCACUUCGGCAAGGUGUACAACGAUCCGGACAUGCGGGUCACCCACAAGUUCUUCAUUACUUGCGCCUUUGAUGGGACAGUCAGCUUCUGGGAUCUGGAGGGCGGAGCGGCGAAGGCAGCAAAAGAUAAGAUGCGCAAUCGUAUGCUGCCCAAGGAGCUGUCCUCCAACGAGUCCGCCUUCAAGUCGCUGAGGAUUAAACCGACCUACAAUAUUUACUUUCCCGAGCCACUGACAGGAAUCAUAGCCGACACCUCGUGUUAUUCGUGCCUCACCCCGAGCAUGAAGCUUAUCCACGCCAACCCGUCCAACUAUCCCAUCAAACUGAUCCCCAAGGAUCCCCCCUCCCUGAGGCAGAGCAUGAUAGUGUCCACCUUUUACGGGCACAUCAGUCGGAUCGAGUGGCAGGGCAUCUACACGGAGGGCGAUCCCACGGAGACCAUCAACAGCUCGAUGCCUUUCGCCAUGGUCCACGAUGGUCCGGUGGUGAUGAUGCGCAAGAAUCCCUUCUACCCGGAGCUGUUCGCAUCCAUCGGACGCAAUAUCCUGGCCAUCUGGAAGGAGGACUACCCAUACUCGCCAAUUUUCUGGAGGCAGCGUGGCUGUGAUCUCACCGCCGUGGCUUGGAGCGAAACCAGGCCAGCUGUUUUGUAUUUAACCAGGAUGGAUGGCAUCCUUGAAGCUUGGGAUAUUCUGGCUCGCGAUGACGAUGCCUGUUUGAGCGAGAUCCUCGGCGGAGGAAUCAUUACCAGCAUUUCGGAGCACCGACCCUCGCUGCCCUACAAGAUCCUGGGCAUCGGAGACUACAACAGCAGCAUCCGCAUGGUGAAGCUGCCACACACCUUCGACGUGCCGCUCCCAAAUGAACUGCAGCAGCUAAUGAACUAUGUCCUCAAGGAGGAGCGCCGCAAGGUGGGCAUCCAGGCGUGGGAGCAGAAGUACUACGAGCUCAACAAGGACAUCAUAGAGGCGAAGCGCGAGGCGGAGGCGGAGACCCGCAAGGAAAUGGAGCGUCUGGAGAAGGAAGAGCAGUUCGCGUCGCGGAAGCGCAAGGCCGACGAAGAGGGUGGCGAGGAGAAGAAAGGGGGAACUAAAAAGAAUUAUGCGGGACUCAACUACAACGAAAGGAUGGCCGUCAAGUGGGACGAGCUAAACCUGAACAGAAUGAUGACCAUUCUGAUGUCUCGCAAACAGAUGGACCCCGAGAAGCUGGCCAGAGAGACGGCACUGGAGAAGGAGAAGCAAGCCUACGAGGCGGCGAAGAAGAAAUCCCAUCUGGAUGUGCUAGCGCGGGUGGAGCAUGAGAUAGCAGCCAUUAGAGCCCGCAUCCUGCCCGCUGAAGUACCCGACUUCCAACGUUCUGAGAUGAUCCAGGAGCGGGUGAAGCGGGAAGUGGAGCUAGCGGACACGUACGAGCAGGUGGCAGCCGACUCCUGGGAGAUUCUGGGCAUGUUCAACGAGUUCAAGUCGAUUGACUAUAUCGAGUUCCUGGAGCGGGGCCGACAGCGCCGCCAGUUGCUCGAUCAGUCGCUCGGCGGGAACACGGAUCGACUGCUCUGGUAUCAGGAGAAGGUGCAGAAUGGUGAGCUGAAUGAGUGUCAGUUCGGCUACGAGUUCUUCAGCUCCCAAGGACACCCCGAUGGGGAAGGUAUAUUGGAUGCCCGGAUGAACGUCACAACCCAGACUAAAUCAGACACUACCCUUAUUGUGGCCAUAGACAUCAAAGAAGUAGAGGAGUAGUCCUUUCUUCCUUUCGAAUCCUUAAUAAAUGUUUCUUUCGGUGUUAAA